Mytilus californianus (California mussel) is the source of this 3240-nucleotide messenger RNA. RefSeq lists its product as uncharacterized. The coding region runs from base 46 to 1752 and encodes 568 amino acids. The record is from RefSeq and is a predicted model, not a curated record. Gene Ontology annotation, molecular function: zinc ion binding. The transcript is spliced from 2 exons. NCBI's taxonomy places the organism in Eukaryota, Metazoa, Mollusca, Bivalvia, Mytilida, Mytilidae.
CAAAAUCAAUAAAGUGACUUCUAAUGUAAAACAACUUGCCCCAAAAUGGAAGCACAAAUUUCGGCAGUUUGUCAGUUUUGUGAAACUUCAAGAGAGAUCAAUUGGAGAUGCUUAAAUUGCGACUUGUUUCUAUGUCGAAUUUGUAAUUCAAAAAUUCAUUCUAAAAUAAGGUCAUCUGUAGAACAUAAAAUAAUUCACUUAGACCAAUGUGGAACAGAAAAAACGAUCAAUAAUAUUAGAAAAUUGGACUUGAAACAAAUGAAGUGUACAACCCACCAUGACAGAACGUGCUGCAUGUUCUGUAAAAAUUGCAACCAGCCAAUAUGUCCUUCUUGUAUCUUAAAUAUUCAUCAAAACCAUACCUUCUGUGAAAUUGACGAUGCUUACGAGGAGAAGCUCGCUGAUAUAGAAAAUUUGAAGGUCGAAAUCAAAAGUAGCAUUACUUUUUUGAAAAGUGAAGAAACACUGUUGCAAGAAUGUGAAUUAAAAAGCAAAAAUCAUCAUAUUGAAAUCCGAACUUUAAUCCUUAGCAGAGAAGAAGAUAUGAAACAAGAUAUUGCCAUGAAAACCAGAUAUGUUUUAGAUGAACUAGAAACUGAAUGGCAUAAUACAGAACACUCAAUAAACAGUGAUAUUGAGUUGUGCUCUAAAACUAAAAGUAAGCUGCUUAAAAGAAAAGACAAUAUAUACCAGACCCUUAAGUCACAUGAUCCAAGACUUGUUUUUGACGAAUGUCUUUCUGACAUUAAGCAAUUACAUCAACCAAUGUUUGGCAAACGUGCCAGCCUAUUUCAGCUUUUUCCACAACAGAUAGAAACCAGAGGAAUUCUUGGAGACCUUACUGAAAAGCCUAUAAUAGAGAAUAUUACCGUUUAUCCAACCGAUAUGAAAUGCAUCAGUUGUUUAAGUCACUGUGAAGCAGAACAACUCUUGAUAUGCAACAACUCUGAAGAUAUUCUGAAGAAAGAGGACCUGAGUUAUGACACAUACAAAACUCUGAAAACUUUAAAAGACAUAAGGGUGAUGGAUAUCUCACAGACAAAAGAUGGACAUGCAAUAUUAUCCGUAGGUGAUGAUUUAAAAAUUUUAACAAAAACUGGACAGUUAAAAACAUUUCUUCAUUUAGACUUGAUAACCUUGUGCGUACAUGUAAAUAAUGAAAAUGAACUGUUUGUGGGAGCACUUGUCAAAGACCCAGAUCACUGGCGAGGAGAAUUAGGUAUUGUACUAGUUUUAGAUGAGCACGGAAAUACCACAUGUACAUUUGAUAAAAGAAAUAUUGUUAAUGACGGUGACAGCGAUUAUAUAUACUAUGAUGACAGUUAUGAUGAAGAUGAGGAAGUUGAUAUGUUCGACUAUCCAAGUAGAGUUUUAAACACGAAAAAAGAUGAUAUAUUAAUCAUAGAUAACUCAAAUCUAAGUACAUAUGCUGGAAAAGUUGUACUUUUAAAUCGAUCAGGUGAUAUUGAACGGGAAUAUAAUGGUUGUGAAUGUGAAAAUUGCAAUGAUUUCAAUUUUUGUCCCUUUGACAUUGCAGAAACUCAUUCCAAUUUGAUUUUAGUAAGCGACAUUGGGAAACAUUCUAUUCAUGUACUUGGAAAAGCACUUUUAACAUGUAGUUUUGUAGAUGAUAUAGGAAUAGAUUACCCUCUUAGCUUAUGUAUAGAUGCUGCUGGAAAGUUGUGGAUUGGAUGUGACAUGUCAGCUGAUGAUGAUGAAGCGGCAAAAAUAUACUGUAUCUCAUUUAAUUGAAUUUUAAAGUUAGAUCGGAUUCGUUUAUAAUGCAAAAGAAAGCAAAUAAUUCUAUAAAACAUUUUUUUCAAUCAGAAUGUUACUAGUAUCGUUCAGCUUCGGGAAAGGGGGGAGGGGGUCUGACGCCCACAAUACCCCCUGCCUAAAAAUUAUUUUCCAAUGGAUACGCCAGUGACCACAGACCCAUUUAAAGAGGUCAAUGUCAAGAAACACCUUGACGAAAAUACAUCUUUAACAAAUCUUUUUAAAUAUACAUUUACGAGGAAAUGAUGUGUUAUUGAGAAACUAAAUUCAUUCAGGCAUUUAACCCUUGAAAGAGAGGCUAAAGAUACCAAAGGAAUAUUCAAACUCAUAAGUCGAAAACAAAUGGACAAUGCCAUGGCAAAAAACGUUUAACGACAAACAAGAGGUUGAUGUCAGGUGCUCCGGAAGGAUAGACAGAUCCCCCGCUCCACAUGUGACACCCGUCGUGUUACUCCUAGAUAAUAUGAUUAUAAGUUGUCAAGUGAUUAGCCAUCAAGCAAUAGCAGAUUUGUACUUGGCUCUUAUAUAACCCUAAGACAUCACCACAUUCAUAAACCAUCAGUCAUGUAAAUUUUCUACCACUGAAACUUGACCUAAUGUGAAAUUUUGAAUUGAAACCAGUUGCCCAUGAGAAAAUAUAGACAAGACUGUUAUCGGUAUAUACAACACAGACAUUAAAAAAUAAAAAGCACAAAGAACAACACUAAAAAAACUAAAGACUGAGCAACAGGAACCCCUUUAAAACAAAACUAAGGGUGCUUCGGAAAGGUAAGCAGAUCCUGCUCCACAUGCAACACCCGUCAACCAACUGAUGAAGGUGUCCGUAAAAUUUGAGAAGGGGUGAUUUCAACUCUACCACUUGGAACUCUUGGUUUAAUAGCUUCCUUAUAAGCAGCAACCCUCAAUCAAGUUAAAUCACAAUAGGAAAUGCAAGCUCUGGAAUAUCGUAUCAAUUGGGAGAUAAAUACCCUAUAUACAGACGCUGCUGAAAUGUUGCUUCAUAGAAAUUUUCUAUAGAUAGAAUAGUAAUGAGCUAAGACUUCUUAGUGGAUAUAUUUAAGGAUCUUCAUUAUUUUGUUGUUAUACCAUCACAUUUCAAAACUGCUAUUGGAUUUCUACUUGAGUAUGGUUGGAUUGAUUUACGCUGCAGUUGGGAUUGGUAAAACUUUGUUCCUUUUUUAUUUUGAAAGUUUUCUGCCGUGUAGUUCCAAAAAUAUAUGCCUUCAGAUUUAAAUCAAUUUUUGCCUUAUCCCACAAUAACUAGGGGAUGCUUCCAUCAUUUUACUUCAUUGUUUACUAGUAAAUGCAGUUGUGACGUCAUGAAAUAUGCCCUUCAUAAUGUUUUUGUGAAAAAUUCAUUGAAUUUUGUAAUUUUUUCAUUAUUUUUAGACCCACAUACAUUCAGCACAUGCAAGAAUCAACUACAAAAAAUGUAUUAAUAAUUUACAGCAAUGUUUGUCUUUA